AUGGAGAACCUGUCAAUCGCUGAUCCUCCAGGACCUCCUUCGCCUCAAAGACUGGGUCAAGGACAGCAGUCUGGUCAGAAUGCUGUGUUUGGUGGUCCUACUCCGCAGGGAGCUCCCCAGUUACCACCGCAGAUGUUCACCACUGCAGCGCAGUUGUUAGAUCUCACAGACAAGAAACUCCUCCUUGUGCUACGCGAUGGGCGCAAAAUCUUCGGCGUCCUGCGCUCUUGGGAUCAAUUCGCCAACCUUGUGCUGACCGAUACACGCGAGCGAUACUUCGUCUCAGUCCCCUCCGAACUCACACCCCAAACGACGAGAAACCUCUACUGCGACAUCCCGCGCGGUACAUACCUCGUGCGGGGCGAGAACGUCCUUCUUCUAGGCGAAGUUGAUCUCGACCGCGAUGACGAGCCGCCGCAAGGAUACGUCGAAGGCGAUGUCGAGGAGGUGUUCCGGUUGCAGAAAUUGAUUGAUGCGCAGAGGAAGAAGAGCGAUAGAAUCAAAGGCAAGAAAUUGGCGCAGUUGCUUGGUGGUGAAAUCGAGGCUAGUGGUGAGGUUUUGUUCUGA
Messenger RNA from Exophiala bonariae, 567 nucleotides. RefSeq lists its product as uncharacterized. NCBI's taxonomy places the organism in Eukaryota, Fungi, Ascomycota, Eurotiomycetes, Chaetothyriales, Herpotrichiellaceae. Gene Ontology annotation, cellular component: P-body; Lsm1-7-Pat1 complex. Gene Ontology annotation, molecular function: RNA cap binding. The transcript has 2 exons. The record is from RefSeq and is a predicted model, not a curated record. Gene Ontology annotation, biological process: deadenylation-dependent decapping of nuclear-transcribed mRNA. The coding region runs from base 1 to 567 and encodes 188 amino acids.